This is a messenger RNA of Rattus norvegicus (Norway rat), 1593 nucleotides long. Lineage: Eukaryota; Metazoa; Chordata; Mammalia; Rodentia; Muridae. The record is from RefSeq and is a predicted model, not a curated record.
CUGGGUCUCUGGGGAUUGUUUCCAUCCGUCAGUCCUGCUAAGCCAUGCUGAGCCAUCGUGGAAGUGAGGGAAGGUGGCCCUCUGGAAAUCACUUGAAUCCACAGCAGUGUCCUACCAGUCCAUGACCAAGCAGACAUGGAUUGAAACUGUUCUGUUCCCUCUUCUGUUGUGGAAGUAAUCUUUGCCAAUGAGGUGAGUGGCAUGGCCAGCCAAGACCAAGUCCAGAGGAGGCCAGUCAAGUCUCCAGGUGGAGUGAUCAGAGAAGGCUUCUGAGGGGAGAAGGAAAGACAAUCGGAGCCAGUUCAGCAUUCGGAAGGAUCCUGAGCUGGAAGCCAGCCUGGGCUAUAUAGCCCCAUAGGGUGAUGUCCCGUCAUAUGAGUGAAGGCACCAGGCCCUCUCACAAAACUAGUGGCUUACAGACCAGUGCUAGCUUCUAGAACCAUGGGGACCAGCCUGCGCAGUCAGUCCUUUCGAGAACCCCGGCCCUGCUAUGGGAGGCUCCAUGAGUCCCACGGGAGAUCUCUGGAGGGCCGACUCCGCCGGGCACUGAGCCUCAGACAGGGCCGUGAAAAGUCCAGGUCCCAGGGCCCCAAUGGCUCGGAAGGGCUGGAAGUCUCUGUCCAGGAGCGGCUGCCAGGGACCCUAGGAGACACAGAACAGCUGAUCCAAACCCAGAGAGGAGGGAGUCGACGGUGGCUGAGACAAUACCAACAGCAGGUGAAAAGAAGGUGGAGGAGCUUUGUUGCCAGCUUUCCCAGUGUCACCCUGAGUCAACCAGCCUCCCCAGAGGCCUUGUUGGACACCAACAGCUAGAGCUGCUGUGACUGCCCCUCACUCCACAGGCUGCACUCUUGUGUCUCCUCGUCUGCCUCUACAUGGCUUUCCUGGACUCUGAACUGCUCCAGCCUUCGAACUUUGUCUUAUGACCCAAGGAGGCCUCUGUCACCAGAUCAUCCAAGGUCCCAUGUGGCUGCCCUUCUUGGUUCUGGCCCCUAUCUCUUAGCCAAGACCUCUGCAGGCCUGAGGAGAAGAUGCUUGGCUCUCUGCCUUUUGGGUUUAAUGACUCCUGGGUUUAUGAAGACCUUGAGGAUCUAAACUGGAAUGAGAGCAGCAACUUUGACCCCCUGACCCCACACAGACCAGCCACCCACUUCCAGGUCGGGGUUCAGUGAAGCCAAAGAAAGGCUGAGAACUUCGUAAAUAUCACCUGGUCUAGGACCAAGUUCCACCUGCCUUUCUGGGCAGCUGCUAGUGACUGGCCAAGACUUGGGCCUCCCUCAUAGACUGUGAGCCUUCAAAGGCUAGGACCAUGUCUGGACUGUCCUCGGUGUGGGUGCUGUAUGCCUGGGAAGCCCAAACAUGCAUCUCGAUGCCUUUGGACUUCAUGAUAUCCCGAUGAAGGAAGCAGGGAAAUCUUCACUCCCUGUGUGGCAGAGGGAAACUGAGGCCAGAAGUGGAGAAGAGACCUUCCUCCUACACACCACACAAACACACACACACACACACACACACACACACACACACACACACACACACACCACAAUGCCAAACACUGGGAUUGAAACAUUAAUAAAGCCACUGAGCUGAAAGAAA